Molecule: messenger RNA, 1749 nt
Organism: Phaeodactylum tricornutum CCAP 1055/1
Lineage: Eukaryota; Bacillariophyta; Bacillariophyceae; Surirellales; Neidiaceae
Gene: Alpha--fucosyltransferase
Exons: 1
Coding region: 100-1545 (481 amino acids)
Cellular component (GO): membrane
Molecular function (GO): alpha-(1->3)-fucosyltransferase activity
Source: RefSeq, a predicted model, not a curated record
GCGAGCAUCCCAUUCUCGCCAAAGGAUGGAAUCGUACCCAACUCUACACAAGAGUAGCCUCCUCCAGCCUUUAUCCAUGGAAAAGCGUGCGGCUUCAUCAUGUCACUUCGCAAGCGUGGUGGAGACGGCAACCCGGACGAUCUCACAACGCGUCGACACGGGGACCGACUCUCUUGGGGGCACCUGAUGCACGGGGUAAAAGCGAAGUCCCCAUGCCUUGGACGAAUCCGAUCACUCGUACCGUGUCGGCUCCUAAUAAUACUCAGUGUGCUCCUGGGAGUUUGCUUUAUGUACGUACGAACAAAUUCCGUGUUGUGGGUGGAUCCUGUGCGACCGGAUUCGACAGUCACUUCGGAAACGUUUUCUACGAUUGCGCCGGACGCUCCGCUCAAACAUAUUCUCUACUUUACUCCGUAUUGGGACGGGAAAGAUUAUCAUUUCGGGACAGGUCAGGAACCCUUCCUCCAGGCCAAUUGUCCCGUCAAUCGCUGUUUUGCUACAAUAGAUCGUGGUCAUUUGCCGACCCUAGCGGAUUUCGACGCCUUUCUCGUGCACGCGCAUUACGAUCAUAUCCGCGUAUCUGAAUUCCGUAAUAUCUCCACUUGGAGGCAGCCCCAUCAUCGCUUUGUUCUACUCGCAAUGGAGAGCCCCGAUUACGGUAGUCCACGAAUUCCAGCACGACCGUUCGAACUUGACUACCGGGAAGGCACCGUUGAUCCCUUUGAUGAUUUCUUCCACUGGACCAUGAGUUACCGUUGGGACAGUGAUCUGCCUCGCCCUUACGGAUGGUUCCAGGAUAGACAAUCGACCGAGUUCUAUCCAUCCCUUCCCAAAUCCUGGAAACCUUACGACGAAGCCGAAUUUCUUCGGUGGCUGCCUCGUCAACCCCCUGCCUUUCGUCAAUUGGCGCGGAGGCCCCAGAAAGUGGCCUGGGUGGUGUCUAACUGCAACGCCGCAUCGGGUCGGGACGACUACGUCCGGGAACUCCAAAAGUAUAUUCCUGUAGACGUGUUUGGUCGUUGUUCCGGCACGCCCUGUGACCAACCCUACAACUCAAUCCAAGUCGACAAUUGUACCGUACGCGUGCGCGAAGACUACAAGUUCUACCUCGGUUUUGAAAACACCUUCUGCAACGACUACGCCACGGAAAAGUUCUUUGGACGUGUCGGGAACAACCUCGUCGUCACAAUGGGCCAGGCCAAUUAUAGUCGCCUCGCUCCACCCCAUUCCCAUUUGGACGUCCGGGACUUUCCUUCACCCCGGGCUCUGGCCGAACGUUUGCGGUACCUCGACCAGAACGACACCGCCUACUUGAGCUACUUUUGGUGGCACGCACACUACCGCGUCUAUCCGGCACACCUUGCUCAGAAACCCCGUGAGGAACACUUUAGCCGCAGCAUGUGCAAAUUAUGCGAACGGUUACACGCACCCGAGGCGGAGAGAGCGGCUCCCACGUACAGCGAUUUGCAAACCUGGUGGACGGAACCCUCCGAAUGCGGAAAGCAACAACGCGCCGUCACGGCCUCGUGGAAGUUCGAUCCGUGACGAAUUGUGUGCAUGAGCGUUCGGAUAUAAAAGGCAUCGACGGUGAAACCAUGGUCUGUUUUUAUUGUUGCGGUACUCGCCAAUUCAGCAUAUCGGCAACACUGCAGCACGGGUGUGAAAAUAGGGAUACCAAUGUUUGCAAAUUUUACAGCUAAAGAACAAGCAACCUCCCCUUUGGGAGCCUGGCCAAACGAAGGAAAGUAC